Messenger RNA from Haliotis rubra (blacklip abalone), 4320 nucleotides. Its product is annotated as protein unc-45 homolog B-like. Lineage: Eukaryota; Metazoa; Mollusca; Gastropoda; Lepetellida; Haliotidae. The record is from RefSeq and is a predicted model, not a curated record. The coding region runs from base 243 to 3065 and encodes 940 amino acids. Gene Ontology annotation, molecular function: Hsp90 protein binding. The transcript has 21 exons.
UUUAUUUUAAUGACUGAAAAGUUACUCAUCAUUCACAAAGUAGCAACAUUGUAGUGAAAACACACCGUCAACAGCUCUCCACCCACAUUUGUAUUCUGCCGAAAAUCAACGAGUGGCUGCGAUUCUUCUGGAAUAUUCUAAGAAUAGUUAUAAGAACUCUCACAGCCGAAAGAACAGAAAACAUUUAUUUCCGCUUCAAGAAUACAGGUGCUCGUGGGCUGUUCCGACUACAGUUAUUUGAGAUGGCUGACUCCAAAACAUUGAAGGAAGAAGGAAACCAGCUUUUCAAGGAUGGCAAUAUCGACAAGGCUUUAGCCUGCUAUACACAAGCUCUGGAACUCGGGCCCUUGAAGGAGGCAGAGAAGUCAGUCUUACACAAAAACAGAGCAGCUUGUUAUCUGAAGAAGGAGGAGUAUGAGAAGGUUAUUGAUGAAGCAACAAAGUCUCUUGAUCUGACUCCCAGUGACCCUAAGGCUCUGUUCAGACGUUGUCAGGCAUAUGAAAAGCAGGACAAACUAGAAGAAGCUUUCCGAGAUGCUGCAGUUGUCAUGAAAAUAGACCCCAAGAAUACAGCUGUCAUGCCCAUAUUUAAGCGGCUUAAUCCAAUAAUCCAAGAGAGGUCUAAGACCCGUGACAGCACAGUCUCAAGAGUCACACAGAUGUUCAACUUUGCUUUUGACAAAACAGUGGAACUUGAAAAGCGGAAACAGGCCCUGAACAACCUGAUCGUGUUAGCCAGAGAAGAGACAGGAUCAGAACUGAUCUGUCGCGAGAAUGGCAUCGUAAAGCUGAUGGCAGUGUUGGAGGAAAGUCAGCUGGAGAUUGUUCAGGCCGCAAUCCGAGUCCUCUCACUCCUCAGCAAAGAAAGCAUGAAAAGGUCCAAGGCAAUAGUAGAUAUUGUGUCAGUACCCAAGAUUCUUCGUAUGUUGGGAUCUCCAAAUGCAGAAAUCUCGGACUCGUCGGCAGUGUUGUCUGGGAACAUCAUCACCUACUACACCGGGGUGGACAAGCACCGUGAAGCUGUCAAGAAGUAUGAGGCUGAACGGAAGAAAGGCGAGCGUGUCAGAUUCCCCCAGUUUCAGAUUAAGGAAGACGAUGAAAGCUUCGUUGACCAAGUGUUCCUGCUUUUGAUUAACAUGGUUGGCAAUGGGAAGGUAUCUGCAGUUGGGCGAGACAAUGCCAUUGAACUACUCAUCAAACACGUCACCUGGAAAGAAGGCGUCAACUGGACCAACAAGUUUAUCAAACACGAAGGUGUUGACAAGCUCCUGACAGUGGCCGGCACUGUGAAGGAGUAUCAUACACUUCCUGUCACAGAGAAUACACGCAUGCAUGCCUCCGUUGCCCUGUCUAAGAUCUAUGAUGACCUUAGCAGUGACGGUUUGAGAGACAAGUUCAAGGACCAGUGUACAGCAUUUUUCAAGGAACUGUUUAGUGAAGAAGACAUGGAAUCAAAGGUCGAGGCCAUUGAGGGAAUCUCCACCUUGCUACAGGGUCCAUUUGAAGUGGGCAACUUGAUCUUGGGUACGCAGGGAGUCACCCAGAUCAUGUUUGCCCUGGCCAACAGUGAGAGCAGGCUCCACCAGAGAGUUGCAGUUGAAGCUAUAGUCAAUUCAGCCUCAAAGAAGGAGCGAUGUUCUGGAAUCCUGAAAGAUGCUGUGCCCAUUCUGAAGGGUCUGUACCAGUCUGCCGAUGAUCACAUCAGGGUCCGAGCUCUUGUGGGUUUAUGCAAACUGGGCAGUUUCCAUGGCAGUGAUGCCAGUGCCAGGCCAAUGGCUGAUGGAUCCAGCUUGUCACUGGCCAAGUCUUGCAGAAAAUUUUUGACGAACCCCGCUAAAGAUGUUGACCUGCGGAAGUGGGCGACGGAGGGGCUGGCGUACCUCACCCUGGACGCGGAUGUCAAGGAGGAGCUGAUAGAUGACAUAGAUGCCAUCAAUUCCAUCUUCGAUAUAGCUAAGGUUAAAGAAAAGAACGUGGCCUACGCGGCCAUCACUAUCAUGGUGAACCUCACUAACAGCUACGACAAGCAGGAAGUUAUGCCGGAACUCAUCGAGCUGGCCAAGUUCUCCAAGCAACAUGUUCCUGAAGAACAUGAAAAGGACAAGAUGGAGUUUGUGCAGGCUCGCAUCCAUAAGCUGGCAAAGGCUGGAGCUGUAAAUGCCUUGGUGGCGCUGUGUACCACAGACAGUAACAACAGCAAGGAGCUGAUAGCCAGAGUUUUCAUGAGCGUUGCCACUGAGGAAAACCUGCGUGGUCUCAUUGUGCAGCAGGGAGGGGCGAAGGUGCUGCUACCACUUUCCCUGAAGAGCACAGAGGCAGGAGAGAUUCUGGCGGCCCAUGCUCUCGCCAAGAUUGCUGUAACCAUGAACCCUGAAGUAGCCUUCCCUGGCCAGAGAAUGUAUGAGAUUGUCCGCCCAUUGGUCAGCUUGCUCCAUAUAGACAGGAGUGGGCUGCAAAAUUUUGAAGCCCUCAUGGCACUCACUAAUCUUGCUUCAGUCAGCGAUUCUGUCAGAAAUCGCAUUGUAUCUGAGAAGGGAAUUCCAGCUAUAGAUAAUUACAUGUACGAGGAACACGAAAUGUUGAGGCGGGCAGCUACACAGUGCAUGUGUAACCUGGUCAUGAAUGAAAAGGUGAUUAAACUGUAUGAAGGGGACAAUGACCGUGUCAAGCUGAUGGUGUUGUUCUGUGGUGAGGAAGACCCAGAGUUGAGACUGGCAGCCGCUGGUGCCAUUGCUAUGUUGUCAUCACUGCCGACAAUAGCCAAGAAGAUGAUAGAGGUUAAAGGGUGGUACGAGAUCAUCCAGGGACUGGCUGUGGAGGAAGAUAUCAAACUUCAGCACCGGGGCUGUCACAUCCUCAGAAACAUGAUGGUGGACCGAGACACCGCCGAGAAGAUUGUAGCAUCCCAGGACUUUGAAGUGUUGAUGGCUAUUACUAUAUUGAAAGAUCCCCAGCGUGAGGCUGCAACAACGUGUGCAAAAGAGGCUCUGGAAUUGGCAGAGGAGCAUGGUCUCAUCAAAUCCAAGGCCUCCAUAGAAACACUGGAGGAAGAGGAGGAGGAUUGAGGACAGGUGUCUGUACAACAGCUUCUCUUGUAAACGCAUGAAGGAUGUUUCAGUUGAAGUUCCCUGGCAUGACCAGCGUAGGAUCCUGCGAGAAAAGUGCAGUUCCUGUGAUUUUGCAUUGUUCCUGGAGGAAGAAAUCUGAGUCAUACUGUGACAUAUAUUGAUGUCUGCUUUCUCUCAGUAUGUUUAGAAGACAAUAGUUCUUUGGAAAACAUCAUCUCAGGGGCUUGUUGAUGAGCAGAACUGAAAAUAUUUUCAUCCUUGGUCCAACUGUACAGUUGUCCAUUGCUUGUCUAGGAAACAAGACUGAAACAGUGUUGAUCUUGUGACAAAACAGACAUGAAUGUUCCAAAAAAGCUGGAGUUAUCCCAAGACAAAUAGUAUGUGCAAUAUAUGUGAUCAUGUUUUAGUGUGCUACGGAGAUCAUUUAAAACAGUUUAACCUUAAAGGAUGUGGAUUAGGUCUUCCAGUGCCACACUGACAACCUCCUUCCCACCAUGAACCUGGACCACAGGGAAUCGAACAUGGUUCCAACACUUUCAGGAAGAUGUGUACAGUUCUGUUCACCAGAACACAUGGAGAACCAUUUCUUUCAGCAAGGUGUAUUCAGUUGCCUUCAAUAGCAGGUAAUCAGCUGUUCAGUAGUUGCUGUUUUUAUAUGGAGGGAAAAGAUUCUUUAAUAUGAAGCAAAUAUGUGCCAUGAAAUGACUUAUUUGUCUCUUACUAAAGUAUGGAUGAUACUAUGUGAAUAGUUGUAAUGCAGUAUUGUGAUCAGUUGUCAAACGAUUCUCUUGUAUAAUUUAUGGUAUUGUAUGUUAACGCUGGAAUCAUGUUAAGAUAUACAAGUAUUAUGAGAAAACAAACCGAAUUGAGAGAUCUUGAUAUAGAUAAGCAAUUAAUAUCGUUGAAAAUGUACCAGAUACAUUAAGUAUAUUUGUUAUGUUAGAUGUUAUAUAUUCAUUCACAUUAUCUUUUAAUAAGAUAAUGAAUUGGAACAUAUCAUCACAAUUUGUCUAUAUAUUCAUUGUGAACAACCUACCAUGACUUCCAGAUCAAAGACAAAUGUUUUGUACUAUUCAGUGCUAUGUGCAUGAGGUGGAAGCCAUUUUACUUUCUGUCAUUAAUAAGAUCACUUGAUGUCAGUGUAUUUUGCUCAUCAGAUUUUGUCAUGUGAAAUAAUUUUACAGAAAUUAAUAUGAUGCCCUUGAGGUAAUCCUGGAUUCAUUUAAAUGGAUUAUAUUGGUCUCUUGUUUCA